This is a messenger RNA of Ilyonectria robusta, 878 nucleotides long. RefSeq lists its product as uncharacterized. The transcript has 2 exons. The coding region runs from base 85 to 411 and encodes 108 amino acids. NCBI's taxonomy places the organism in Eukaryota, Fungi, Ascomycota, Sordariomycetes, Hypocreales, Nectriaceae. The record is from RefSeq and is a predicted model, not a curated record.
GGGGGACACCGAGAAGACGAGCGCCUUUAUCUUCCCUCUCCGCCCCAUGUCCAUCUUUGAAAAAAUCUCAUAACAAACACCGAAAUGACCCAGAAUCCGCGCUCGCGCCAGACGGUGCCACAUGUCAACGGCUUUACGAAGACGGCAACGCCAUCGGAUAAGGCCCCGGCGUCCCCCACAUGGCCUGACCUAUACUAUGUCUUGCGACACAAGAUGAAUGCCUUCUUAAAGAAGCGGGAGGAUAGUGAGGUCAUUCAAAUUACGCAGAGCCAUGUUCGUGCCGCGAUCGGGGCUAUGGAGACGGCGAUUCGACGGUAUAGACCUGAAGAGAUAUCCCUGUCGUAUAAUGGCGGAAAGGAUUGUCUCGCUUUGCUUGUAUUGAUAUUGGCCUCCUUGCCUGCGUCGAGUUAGUCAUCGCCUACAUCUAGAAGCCCCUUCGCGGGGUGCGGAUCACUCCAAGGCGACCUCAACUUAUCAUCCGCUCUAAUCAAUUUACAUCGCCUCAUCUGAACCCUUCACUGAGGUUGAGCACUUCGCCAUAACUUCAGCAGUACACUCUCCACUCGAACUAGCUGGACGCAGCAUGAAAGACGUUUCAGCCGGCAUAUGAGUUGGCACGCGACGACGAAGAGCGCUUAGGACGAGAUCGAUAGACGGCUCUGCACAUGGCGAUCCCCUAAGCGUCCAGUUCAGGUUUCAGGGUGAGUAGGAGUUAUUAUGUUCUUUGUUUGUAUGAGCAACAUGCAAUCUUCUAGAGCAUAGAUUAUCGUAACAUGGUGGGUGCCCGGGAUAUUGUGGCCAAUUUUCUCUUGAUUGGAACUGCUGCCGUAUAAGCAGUUUCUUUUGGCAGAAUGAUUAGACGCUUUUAUAAGAUUGAC